This is a messenger RNA of Gorilla gorilla gorilla (western lowland gorilla), 956 nucleotides long. RefSeq lists its product as uncharacterized. Lineage: Eukaryota; Metazoa; Chordata; Mammalia; Primates; Hominidae. Bases 17 to 640 code for a protein of 207 amino acids. The record is from RefSeq and is a predicted model, not a curated record. The transcript has a single exon.
CUGUCACCUUCACAGCAUGAGGUGCCUGUGCUUCCCUGAGCUCUGGAAUGUUCUGGGGCCAGCGGCUGUGCUCAGCUUCUGCCAGCACGUCCACACGGCCCAUUCCCUCGUCUCAUGUCAGGACCCCUGGGAUUACGGGAUCAGCAGAGCUGCCUUCUCUGGCCACUGCCCACACCUGUGGGCCCCUGUGGCAUCCAGGCCACUUGCUCUGGGGCGUUUGGGGGGCUGGGGAGUGGGUGGAGCUGGCACCAGCUUGAUCCAGGCUCCUCAUGCCUGGCCCUGGGGUCUGUUUGUGCUCCAAGUGCCAAGAGUGCCUCCCUACCCCUCCUCAUCUGCCUCCCAUGAGUGGGGCCGGGGCUGGGUGAGAGGCCCCCAGAAGCUGCCCCUGUGCACCUCACCAGCCCGUCACUCUUCUUCUAAAGUAACAAAAACAAGUACCUCAAUUCUCAUGGGGGCUGGGGCCCAGGGUCGCUGUGCUGUCUCUCUAGUUACCAGGGUUGGCUCCUUCCUCUCAGCCUCCUUCCGGCAGGAGGUUAUAUCCGAGAGGGAGGAGGAGAACCACGUCCAGAUAGAUGGGGGCAGUGGGGAUGGGCUGAGCAUCAGGACACAGCCUCCCCCUCCCCCACUCGUGUGUGUGUAGAGGCUGAACUCCACAGCAGACUUUGGAAUUAAAUGUGCUUUUUACAUUUUUAUUAGGAAAAAUUUCAAACGUGUGAAUGCAGGUUAAGAGCAGUGCAGUGAACCUCCCUUCCCGCUCCCCAGAUGGGGUGCCCUUCCGAGGACACGGUAGUCAUGAGCAGCUGUCAGCCACAUAGCUCCCGGCUGUGUGGGAAACGGCACAAAUACAGUUUCCUGCAGGAACCCAGUGUCAGUCCCCACACAGGGCCCAGAGGGGCGAGGGUCCCCUGGCUGGGAAUGGUGUGUGUUGGAGCUGACCAGCCUGAGCUUGUCUUGUC